ACGACGAUUUUCGGAUGAUCGCAUCACAGUCGUCCUCGUCGAAGUUCGGAUAGUUUGAUGUUUAAUCCCCGAAACCUUGCACGUUGAAAGUUGGUCUUAUCAUUUAUUGGUAACGUGUAUUUUAAUGGAGUGUAAUAAUAAAUUAAGUAAUUUUAGUGAAAAUGACGUCCACAUUGUUGUGUACCGAUAUACAUCCAAUACUAACAGAAUAUGUUAUUAAGCUACUUGCCAAGAACCGGAUCCGCACAAUUUACGACUUUUCCAAAUCGGAAGAUGAUCGUUUAAUGCGGAUCACCAACUUGUCGUACGAAGAUGUCGGUGUUAUCAAGAAAGAUAUAAUUUCAAGGUUUUCCGGAAACAGCAUUCAGGUAGUGGAAUAUUUCCGAUAUCUCGAAGAAUUGGUUGAACCGCUCAAAACGGGCAUUAGAGGACUUGAUUUACUCCUGGAGGGCGGAUUGUUGCCUGGUCAUGUGAUGGAGAUUUUCGGUGAUUCAGCCUCUGGUAAGACACAAAUUUGUACAACAAUAUCGGCAAAUAUUGCCCAUAAACAAAAACUGGAUGUCUUCUACGUUGACACUAAAUGCGACUUUUCUGCACAAAGAGUUCACCGGAUCGUGGAACUAAACAAGUGCUCCUUGCAAGAGAUUCACGAAGCCAUGGCUAGGAUAAAGGUUGAACGUAUAUUUUCCCCAGAAAACUUGAUACGUCUGAUAGAAGACCUUCUCGCCCGGGUGGAUGAAUUAGAAAAUUUCAAAGUGCUAAUAAUAGAUUCAUUACCUCCGUUAUGGUAUCAAUACCAGAACACCAAGAGCAGAUGCCACCCUUUCGGAAUGCUGACCCAGUUGAUUGGUCUGCUGCGGAAGUUGGCUUCGGAAAAUUUAAUAUCGGUAGUGCUGGUGAAUCUUAAAAUAACUAGUUCGGACUCGUUUGCCGCCGGCGUCGGAUCGACGAGAAAAUCGACAAAUCCCCACAAGGAUGUCAAUGAAUAUCCGGCGCUGGGUCGCUUCUGGGAAGCAACUCCUACGACGAGAAUCCUGGUGAGUAAAAUUGAGGGAAACGAGACUGGACAUGAGCGGAUGCUGACGAUUUGGAAGUGCAGCUAUUUCCGAUCAGGCGAUCGACAGGUUGUGGUGUUGAGCGAUAAAGGUGUUGUGUAGGGAUUUGAAUUGUAGAAACUAUAAUUUUAUGGAAAAGGAUAGUCUGAGUGGUCUAACAUAGACCGUAACAGGUAAGCUAAUUACCCAAAAACGUACCUACGUAUACGAAUCGCUAAUAAGCAGCCAGGUUGACGCAUUUAUUUCAGCCGCAUAUUUUUUUAGGAGGUUUGCAUAUGUUUGAAAUGAGAAUAUAAAAAAUAAAUGACGAGUUGGAAUAGGUUUUCCAUAAUUGAAC
This is a messenger RNA of Armigeres subalbatus, 1392 nucleotides long. RefSeq names its product DNA repair protein RAD51 homolog 4-like. The coding region runs from base 162 to 1157 and encodes 331 amino acids. Gene Ontology annotation, biological process: DNA strand invasion; reciprocal meiotic recombination; double-strand break repair via homologous recombination. Gene Ontology annotation, molecular function: four-way junction DNA binding; single-stranded DNA binding; ATP binding. Gene Ontology annotation, cellular component: Rad51B-Rad51C-Rad51D-XRCC2 complex; centrosome; replication fork. The record is from RefSeq and is a predicted model, not a curated record. The transcript has a single exon. Lineage: Eukaryota; Metazoa; Arthropoda; Insecta; Diptera; Culicidae.